This is a messenger RNA of Cryptomeria japonica (Japanese cedar), 1831 nucleotides long. RefSeq lists its product as uncharacterized. NCBI's taxonomy places the organism in Eukaryota, Viridiplantae, Streptophyta, Pinopsida, Cupressales, Cupressaceae. The transcript has 4 exons. Bases 181 to 1476 code for a protein of 431 amino acids. The record is from RefSeq and is a predicted model, not a curated record.
AAGACAGCGAACAUUAUUUUUCCCGUCAAGUAACACACAGAAUAGUCUGAGUUUAGAGGCAAAUAGCAUCCGCGUCAGAUUUACUUGACCCAAACCGUUGUUGAUGUCCCUGAUUUUAUAUAUUUGUGUUCAGGCAUAUUAUUCUAACAGGAUAUCAUUUUUAAGAAAAUCUCAAAAGUUAUGAAUAGAGAGCACAGAAUGGUUAAGGAAUACAAAUGCAAGUUAUGCCGUGAAGUCUUCACGACGCUUUCGGAUAUUGCAGGACAUAAAAAAUGCCAUAAAUCAGAUAAUUAUAGCGAUGAAGUCGAAACCGCUUACAAUCUUCUUGUAGAGCAGACUCCUUCACCAUUUUCAAUUGCGGGACCAAGAAAUGAAUGGCAGGCACGAGGAGGAAGCGGCUAUGCUGUUUCGAACCUGCAACCUCCUUUUGCUUUUCUUUAUAAUGCUCAUGGAGAAAAACCAGGGCAUUCCACGACAUUUACAGGGCUAGCUUCGCCUCUAUCUCAGCAAGGCAACUUGUACUUAGGCCUAUCAAGGGGCAAUUUAAACCGAUUUUCUUGCAGUGCACCUGGUAAGAGUAAAGGCAUCAAAUUACGAAUCCCACAAGAUUAUCCUAUUAUUUAUGGCGCUGAUACGCUACGAUUUCAGCCACAAGAUCCUCGGGGUCAGGGAUCUGACUUGGAUUCAGGUCUAUCCCUUGACGUUCACCAUAGGGGCAAAUUAAACCAAAUCGUUACUUACAGAGCACCUGGCAAGGGUAAGGAAAUUAUCUUAGAAGCGCCACAAAAUUAUCCUGUUGUUUCCAGCGCUGAUACACUACGAUUUCUGCCACAACAACAAAUCCGACAAGUGCAAAAUUAUGAGGAUCUUUUCAGGAACGACUCUCAGAAAUUUCAACAAGAAGAAGAUAACGGUUUGAUCUAUUUCCCUCCUGAUAGCAUUCAAAAUGAUAUCAGGGAGGUUUCGCUACAAUUUCAGCAGCAACGAGAUCAUAAUUCUUCUUCUUCUCAUAGCCUUCAGAAUCUUCUCAGAGGUGGUGCACAACGAUUUCAACAACUGCAUCUCAAUUCUCCAUCUUCACAGAAUGUUUUGAGGGACAAUUCACAACAAUUUCAACAACACAGGAGUCAGUAUUUGCCAAAUCUUAGGGAUGAUUUCAAACAAUUUAAACAACAGGAUCAUAAUUUUCUACAUUCUUCAUAUGAUUCUCUGUUAUCAGCGGAUCACUUUUUGCAAGAUGCUUCUCCUGGUAACCUUGAAGAUGUUCUUGGGGUCAGUUCACAACAAUUUGAGCAACAAUGUGAUGACAUUUUCCCGUAUCUUACAGGUGGCCUUAACAGUAUUUUCGAGAAUGGUUCACCAGAAUCUGAGCAACAGAGGGAUCAAUAUUUGCCCCAUAAUGUUAACAGAGGCAACUCAAAGCAAUUUCAGCAGCCAGGACACAAUAACCCUUCUCCUCCUUCGGUUAACAGUUAACCCACAAAACUAUAGCGCACACAUUCGAAUAUUUUUCUGUUACGCUUUUUGACUCGCUGUAAUGGGUGGGUUGUCAGAAUAAUCGAAUCCACCUGGCAUUCUCAUGACUAUUAAGUUCCCGCGGAAGUAUAUAAGAUUAGGCUUACCGUGUAAGCAAAGUCCAUUGUUUGAGAAUUAUUCCUUACACCUAGUCCAACGAUGACAAUAUUUGAAUAUCUCACAGCUUAGAAAAUGAAGAAAUUGCAAUGAGACUAUGUUAUGACCAUCAUUUCUUUGAGGAGAUUUUGUUAAGAUUGAAGAGGUUGACAAAAUGUGCAAUACAUUCUUUGCCGGUCGAAAAAAUGGAGCCAUGGAU